UUGUUUCUCAGGAAGAUUUCACUUUCAUGACAACAUUAAAAGACAACAUCACACAAAAUGAAACAGGUCAUUAUGAAAUGCCUUUACCAUUCAAAGUUUCAAGACCAAACUUACCUAACAACAAAGUAAGUGCUUUACAUCGCCUAAAGUCUCUUGAAAGAAGAUUAAGGAAGGAUAAAGGAUAUUAUGAAGACUAUGUUAACUUUAUGACUGACAUUAUUUCACGUGGAGAAGCAGAAAAAGUCCCUGAAGAAGAAACUGAUAACAGUCCAUCCUGGUACAUACCACAUCAUGGAGUCUAUCAUCCACACAAACCAGGCAAAAUAAGAGUGGUUUUUGACUGUUCAGCUAAAUUUCAAGAAACUGCCCUCAACGACAAUUUACUGACUGGUCCUGACCUGACAAACACAUUGUUGGGUGUCUUGUGUCGCUUUCGAAAGGGACCUGUUGCAAUUAUGUGCGACAUUGAAAGAAUGUUCCACCAGUUCCACGUGAGAAAGGAAGAUCAAGAUUACCUGAGAUUCUUGUGGUGGGAUGAUGGCAACUUGGAUGUCUCACCCUCCAUUUAUAGAAUGAAAGUCCAUUUGUUAGGAGCAGCCUCAUCCCCUGGCUGUGCCAAUUUUGGCUUGAAACAUCUUGCAGUCCAAGGACAAGGUCAAUGCAGUGAAAAUAUUCUACAUUUCAUCCAGAAGAACUUCUAUGUGGACGAUGGCUUGGUUAGUGUCCAAACUGAAAUUGAAGCCAUUCAACUUAUAAAAGAAGAAAGAGAGUUGUGUUCUACAGCAAAGUUAAGACUCCACAAGUUUGUAUGCAACAGUAAAACUGUUAUGUCAACCAUUCCAGAGCAAGAGCAAGCGACUGUCAAGAAUCAGACCAUGGAUUUGAAUAUGCCACAUAUGGAGUAGAAUGGUGUGUGUCAUCAGACUUGUUCAAAUUCAGAGUUCAAGUAAAAUCAAAUCCAUUCACAAGAAGAGGAGUACUCUCAACUGUAGCCUCUGUAUAUGAUCCUUUGGGGUUCAUUGCACCCUUUGUUCUUUUGGGUAAACAGAUACUCCAGCGAAUGUGCAAAGACAAGAUCGACUGGGAUAAUGAUCUCCCAGAGCAGCUAAGACCGCAGUGGGAAUCCUGGAUCAGGGACUUGUCGACACUUGCUGAAAUGCAAAUACAGAGAUGCUAUACCCCUUUAGCUACUGACAAGGUCAAAAGGUUUGAACUUCAUCAUUUUUCUGAUGCAAGCAGUGCUGGAUAUGGUGAAUGUUCCUACUUACGAGUUGUAAGUGAGUCUGACGAAAUUCACUGCAGUCUAGUUAUGGCAAAGUCACGAGUUUCACCAACUAAACUAACAACCAUUCCAAGACUUGAGCUAACAGCUGCUACCGUUGCAGUCAGAGUCAGUGAUAUGCUCAGAAGGGAGCUAGAACUCCAAGAGUUCUUUUGGACUGAUUCUACAGUGGUUCUUGGCUACAUAAAUAAUGAAGCCAAAAGAUUUCAAGUGUUUGUGGCCAAUCGAAUACAAAGAAUUAGGUCAAGUACAAAACCUGAACAGUGGGCCUAUGUGGCUUCAGAGGACAACCCAGCAGACCAUGCCUCUCGAGGUUUGAGGCCGGAACAACUCAAGAACUCUAAUUGGUUCACAGGUCCAAUGUUUCUCUGGCAAAGUACUUUACCUGUUAGAGAGUCCAUGGUGGGAGAAAUUAAGGACGAUGACCCCGAACUCCGAAGAAUAGUGUGUAACACGACAACACAGAAAACGCCAUCAUUCGUAGAUCAUUUUCAGAAAUUUUCUGAUUGGACAAGACUGGUGAGAGCAAUUGCCAGAUUGAGGCGAUUUAUCAAGGAAUUCAAAGAAAGGAAGCAAAGAACAACAACAAGCACAAAUUUGGAAGAAAGAAGAAAUGCAGAAAACCUGAUCAUAAGACUUGUUCAAAAUGAAGCAUUCUGUAAAGAUAUCAAGACUUUGACGUCAACGAAAACAAUCACAAAGGCUAAGGACAGUAAUCUGUGGAAGUUAAGUACAUUCUUAGAUGACAAAGGCAUUCUGAGAGUAGGAGGACGCUUAAGUCAAUCUACACUACACCCAAACAUUAAGCAUCCAGUUAUACUACCCAAGAACAGUCAUCUUUCAAGGUUGCUUAUUAAACAUUUCCAUGAAAGAGUGCGUCAUCAAGGAAGAGGAAUGACAACGAAUCAUCUGCGAGCAAAUGGCUGGUGGAUCCUUGGGUGCAGUAGUGCUGUCUCAUCAUACAUUUAUAACUGUGUUAAGUGCAGAAAAUACAGGAAAUGUACUGACAAACAAAGAAUGAGUGAUUUACCUCUAGACAGAACAGAACCGUCACCACCUUUCACUUACGUUGGGAUGGACUGCUUUGGACCUUUCCUUGUCAAAGAUGGAAGAAAGGUUUUCAAAAGAUAUGGCCUUUUGUUUACAUGUUUAUGCUCCAGAGCCAUACACGUUGAACUGCUUGAAGAUAUGACGACUGAUGCAUUUCUCAAUGCCUUGAGAGCAUUUAUUGCUAUCAGAGGAAAUGUGCGUCAACUAAGAAGUGACAGAGGUACUAAUUUUGUGGGUGCAAAGAGAGAACUUGAACAACUAAUGAAAGGGAUGGAUCAAGACAAAAUGAAGGUUCUUGGCUGUGAGUUUCUUUUGAAUACUCCAUCUUCGAGUCACAUGGGUGGGGUUUGGGAAAGACAGAUAAGAACAAUAAGAAGUGUUCUUACUGCAAUUCUUGACCAGUCUGCACAAAGACUAGAUAGUGCCUCCUUACGGACCUUUUUCUAUGAGGUCAUGGCAGUUGUUAACAGUAGACCACUCACUACUGAACAUCUCAACGAUCCGAAUACACUCGAACCUCUGACUCCUAACCACAUUCUGACAAUGAAGUCUACAAUUCUCAUGCCUCCUCCUGGAGAAUUUGUCAAAGAAGAUUUGUACCUGCAAAAAAGAUGGCGUCGAGUACAGUAUUUAGCCAAUCAGUUUUGGACUAGAUGGAGGAAAGAAUAUUUGUUAAACCUUCAACAAAGACAGAAGUGGUACAAGAACAGGAGGAAUUCAAAAAUCAAUGACAUUGUUCUUCUUCAUGAUGAUUCAGCACCACGCAAUCAAUGGAGGUUAGCCAGAGUCAGUGAGGUUUAUUCAGGAUCAGAUGGCAGAGUAAGAAAGCUAAGGUUGCAAGUUAGCGAUACCACACUUGACAGAGGUGGAAAGUCCACGAUUGGAACAGUAUUUCUUGAAAGACCAGUUCAUAAGGUUGUAACUUUGAUUGAGGCAGACUAAUAAUACUUAUGAGGUGUUGUUAAAGACAAAUUAAAGGACCUGAGAAAAAUCCCACAUUAAGAUUAGUGUGAUUUGGUGGGAGUGUAACGGUCAUUUGUUAGUCUGUUGUGUUUUGUUUAAUAAAUGUUGGUUAAGUUAUGAGAAGUUUAUUUUGAAGGUAAUUUUAUUUUGAAAAUACCGGAAGUGCUUACCUUGCUUAGCGCACAUUGUAUGGACAGAGAAGAGAGAUGCUGGAAGCAGGAGUAACAUGUUUGUAUCUAAAGAAUACCAGAUGUGGAUGAGAGGACACUAAGAGUAACUCCCAUCUCGGCAUGCAGCCAACGAGUUUUCACGGUGGAUUUGGAGAGACCAAAUAAACCCGUUAUGAGAACCAUUUGCGUCUGUAAAUGCCUGGUGUGGAGAAACAG
Messenger RNA from Oryzias latipes (Japanese medaka), 3681 nucleotides. Lineage: Eukaryota; Metazoa; Chordata; Actinopteri; Beloniformes; Adrianichthyidae. The record is from RefSeq and is a predicted model, not a curated record.